UGGGACGGAAAAUGGCGGCUGUUGGGAGACCGUAUUAACUUUAGAACAUACAAGUAUUAGUAACAGAUUCAGCCAUGUACGUCCUAUUAUUGCAGUGUAUUAGAAUGUUGUUGCUUUAAUAUGACUUUAGGUCAUGUGAGUUUUCUGUCGGUACUAGCAGGACUCCUUCAAAACGCUAACAUUAAGGCUAACUGGACCUGAUUUGGUAUGGUGAAUGCAGUGAACAAAGCUCGAGUAUUGAGACAUUAUUGAUUUUACGAUAAUCAUAGUUUUAUGUUGUAUGUACUAGUAGCCUCUUUUUAAAUGAAUUGGGUUCCACAUUAAGCUUCCCAUUUCUAGCCUACGUUAGUUCACCAAACCGGUGUGAAGUCAGGGAGAUAAUGUUAACUGUUUAGUUGUUUUGGAGAUCUUCAAAGACAACAAAUAUCAUCAAAAUCUCAGUUAACUUAGCUAACGUUAGCCGGGAGACUCGUAUGUUAGUCACUUUUUUUGUUGAAUUUAAUCUAAGUUAGCUGACAGGUAAAGCUCCCGUUGUUAACACGCGCCGUCCGGCUGUGGAGCCAAGGGGUGCCACGGUAAUGUUCCAGCUGCCGGUGCUUCUCAAAUGGCUUUAAACUGUGCGCCGUUAUAUACCUGCAUUUGGUUGGACAAAGCUCGGCUUUCCAGUGGAAAUGGAUGAAUCCAAGCCUCGAUACAGCAAAAGGCUGCGGGCCGGUACCCGUCGACGUUAUCACGAUGACGGCAUCUCUGAUGAGGAGAUUGAUGGAAGAAGGACGUUUGAUCUGGACGAGAAAGUCAACGGUCAGAGGUUCGGCUCUGAACGGGUCGUUCGGAUGGAGGGAAGAGAAUUUACGUUUGAGUUCAUCCAGAGAGGCGGCCUCAGGGACCCAAUCAUCUUUGAGAAGCCUGAUGGACUGGGAAUGAAGAUGCCCGAUGCUAACUUCACUGUCAAUGACGUCAAGAUGUUUGUCGGCAGCAGACGCAUGAUAGAUGUGAUGGACGUGAGCACUCAGAAGGGAACAGAGAUGUCAAUGGCCCAGUGGACACGCUACUACGAGACCCCUCCAUCUCAAAGAGAGAAACUCUAUAAUGUCAUCAGCCUGGAGUUUAGCCACACCAAGCUGGAGAACUUGGUUAGGAGGCCUGCCACAGUAGAUCUAAUAGACUGGGUGGACAACAUGUGGCCUCGCCACCUGAAAGAGAGACAGAGAGACUCAACCAACUCCAUCAAUGACAUGCAGUACCCCAAAGUACAGAAGUACUGUCUGAUGAGUGUCGAGGGCUGCUACACAGACUUUCACAUUGACUUUGGAGGGACGUCAGUGUGGUACCACAUACUGAGAGGAAGCAAGGUGUUCUGGCUGAUCCCUCCCACCCAUCAGAAUCUGGAGCUGUAUGAGAACUGGGUACUGUCUGGUAAACAGGGAGAUGUUUUCCUGGGAGACCGAGCAUCUGACUGCCAGAGGAUUGAACUGAAGCAGGGCUGCACCUUUAUCAUACCCUCAGGUUGGAUUCAUGCGGUCUACACCCCUGUGGACUCUAUGGUGUUUGGAGGAAACUUCCUGCACAGUUUCAACAUCCCUAUGCAACUUAACAUCUGUAAUAUAGAAGACAGAACGCGGGUUCCACUGAAGUUUCGUUACCCCUUCUACUAUGAGAUGUGCUGGUACGUGUUAGAGCGCUAUGUCUUCAGCAUGACCAAGACCUCCUACCUUACACCAGAAUUUCAGAAACACUCGCUGGGCAUUGGUCUGAAGAAGCCAUCCAGUUCAGCCAGUGAACAGGUUGAGGAGGAGGAGGAGGAUGCUAGUGGCAGUGAUAAAGAGGCUCCAGAGCAGCAGUCUGAUAAGCCUGCAGUUCAAGUUCAUCUGACUUCUCUCGAGCUGGAGGGAUUGGGGAACCUGCUAGGGAAACUGGAGGCUCUGCCCUCCAACAAGAAGUGUGUGCCAUCAGGGAUACACAACGCCCCGGCCCUCAUUGCACAUAUCAAGGCACUACUGGAGGAACAUGCCAAUGACGAUCCCAAACUGUCCUACACAGGAAAACCCAUCGUCAAGUGGCCAAAGAGACCGUCGUGGUACCAGCCUCCUCCACCACCACCACCUCCUCGUCCUAAAUUGGCCUCCACUCCCAUUAUCCCACGACCACAGAAACCAGCCUCCUCCAUGUCUGUGCUGAGACGGCGCAGGGUCAGGUGUAAACGCUGUGAAGCCUGUAUGAGACCAGAGUGUGGAGACUGUAACUUCUGCAGAGACAUGAAGAAGUUCGGAGGACCAGGGAAGCUCAAGCAGACCUGUGUGCUACGACAGUGUCUCUCUCCGGGCCUUCCUUUGUCUGCAGUGUGUGAGAUCUGCAAGGAGCCCAAUCAAGAGGAAACUGGAGACCCCUCCCUCACCCUGAUGGAAUGUUCCAACUGUGCACAGAUAGUCCAUCCUGCCUGCCUCACGGUUCAGGGUGAAGGAGUAGUGAAUAAAGACCUGCCCAGCUGUUGGGAAUGUCCAAAGUGUGUCCAAGGGAUCACUGACCCAGAGUCAUCAGGCAGCGAUGAAUCGUUGGCUGCCGGCCACCAGCAGCACAUCCGUCCCCACGGCCCCCUGGUCCUCAGGCUGGGCCCCGGCCCCUCUGCUACCAUAGGGGGUCCUGUGGGCUCCCAGCAGGAUGGGGAGGUGGUCCGCUGUGGUUUCUUCCCUCCUCCUCCUCUUCUUCCUUCCUGCUCUUCCUCCUCCUCAGCGUCACUUCUAUUGGUGGCGGCCCCUCUGCCUUCUCAGCCAAUCAGCUCGAGACUGCAGUGUAAAGGAGACCGAGGGGAAGGCCUUGCAGUGAAGCGGAAAUCUUCCUCUCUGCUCGACGCUCGUAUGGCUAAGAUCUACCGACGACAGAGACACAGCCGCGAUGGAGACGACUCCGCCAGUGAUGACGAUGAUGAAGCCUCUCAGAGGAGAAAGAUGGCACUCCAUGCCCGAGGAGGGAGCCGCUCUUCCAGGAGGGGGUUUGGUGCCAACGCGAGAGGCCUGCCGAGAGGAGGUUCCGCCCACAGAGGAAACAGAGGAGGGCUUGUGACUCCCGGCUCUUCCUCCGUCCUCAAGCUAAAGCGAGGGAUGGGCAUGAGGGAGGCCGCACGGAGGGGACGGGGGGUGAGGCUGCGGGGGGGCUCCAGAAUGCAGCGAAGAGGCGACGAAUCCGAGGAGUCGGACGACGACGACGACGACGAGGAGGAAGAGGAGGAGGAGGAGGAGGAGGAGGAGGACAGUGAAGACGGAGACAAAGAAAGACAUCAUCGACGUAGAAGGAGGCGUAGGACUGAUGAUGAUGACGACGACGACGAUGAUGAAGAUGAGGACAGUGAGGGUCAGGAGUUUGACCCUGAAGAGGAGGAAAUGGACACGCUGGAAGAGGAGGAGGAGGAAGAGGAAGAUGAAGGGCGCUGGGAUUCAGACCCAGAACCCCCGGUCCUCCUGGUGUCUGAUCUGAAUGAUGACCUGCUGAGCGGCUCCUACCUGACCGUCACUCUACAGCGCCCCCACAAGACCAAGAGGCACCCAGGUUCCAUCGUUCCAAAGCUGGAAGCAGCCAUGGCUCCGAGGACCACUGCAGGGGGUUCUGGUGGUCCGCAGGGCUUCAUCCACAGAAAGACAGCUCUGUCCAAACCUUCACGACUCAGGAGCGCCGAGGCCACGGCUGACAGUGCAGCCCCAAGAGGACCUGGCAGGCCACGUCUGCAGGGUAACCAUGGCGACAGAGGCACUAGAGAUCGCUCUGCAUCUUCUUCAGAGGAAGAGGAAGCUGCUGCUGCACCCUCCUCCCUGUCCCCUCCGUCUCUGUUGUCUCUGCCGUCCUUUAAAGACGUGGGCAACGAGAGAGGAGGGGAGAAGGAGGUGUGGGUGUCUGUGUUCAGAUACUUGAACAGAGCCGAACUUCUGGCCUGCAUGAGCGUCUGUAAGGCCUGGUACAAGUGGAGCUGUGACAAGCGUCUGUGGAGCCACGUGGAUGUGAGUCGCUGCAGCCCGCUCACAAACCAGGCCCUGGCAGGCAUCAUCAAACGCCAGCCCACCUCUCUGGACCUGUCCUGGACCCCCCUGGCCAAGAGACAGCUCAACUGUCUGCUCACCAGGCUCCCAGGUCUGAGGGAGUUGAGGGUGGCUGGUCUAUCCUGGUCCUGUCUGUCUGCGCUGGUCUCUCCCGUUCUGCCCUACCUGCGGCUGCUGGACCUGCGCUGGUGUGAAGGCCUUAAAGACGCCCAGAUUAAAGAGAUCAUCACCCCCCCCUGGUCAGUAUUGUCUCGCAGCAGACUGAGGAACAUGGUGACGCUGCGUCUGUCUGGUCUGGACGUUAGUGAGUCCACUCUGAGGUUGCUGCAGCGCCACAUGCCCCAGCUGGAGAGGCUGGACCUGGCUCACUGUAAGGACAUAACUGACUCGUCCAUCGCCCUGUUGGCAGCAGCCGGAACUCCCACCCGCAACAACCUCACUGAACUCACGCUGGCAGGUUGUAGUGAGCUGACAGAUGGCUGUCUGUCCUGCCUGAAGCGUCUCUCCUCUCUGACUCUGUUGGACCUCCGAGGCUGUAAGGGCAUCAGCAGACGAGCCUGUGACACCUUCAUCUCUGACCUGUCCCACACCGCCCUCUACUGUAUGAUGGAGGAGAAGCUCAUCCAGCGCAUGGACUAACACAACAACGGAACCCAAAGGAAACUAAAAUCACAUUGUUUUCUGAUACAUGUAAAUAAAAGAAUCCUUUGGAGUCGUGGGAAGGUCUGUUUUUCACUGUCGAUGGAGCUAGGCUAGCUGUUUGCCCUUGCCUCUUGUCUAUGUGUUAAGCUAGGCUGAUUAGUCUUCUCAUGAUGUGUGGAAGGUACAUGUUUAACCAGACGUCUGGUGGAACAUGAGACCACCUUGUGUUGUAUACAGACGGACACAGAGCGGACAGUAAAAAUAUGGGAAAUGGAAAACUGAACCUACAUUUGUUGACUGAACUUGAACAAAGUAGGCGCUCGUGAGUGUUCUGACAUGUACAGUGAAUUCAAUAUAUGUGUGUGUGUGUGUGUAUAUAUGUGUUUGUUUUUUUGUUUCUUCCAGGUUAAGAUGCACUCCACUCAGACAACGGACAUUGUACACAGUGUGAAAACUUAAUAAAAUGUCAAUUUGUA
Molecule: messenger RNA, 5146 nt
Organism: Micropterus salmoides (largemouth bass)
Lineage: Eukaryota; Metazoa; Chordata; Actinopteri; Centrarchiformes; Centrarchidae
Gene: kdm2aa
Product: lysine (K)-specific demethylase 2Aa
Exons: 26
Coding region: 672-4667 (1331 amino acids)
Biological process (GO): protein demethylation; regulation of transcription by RNA polymerase II
Molecular function (GO): protein binding; DNA binding; transcription coregulator activity
Source: RefSeq, a predicted model, not a curated record